This is a messenger RNA of Microtus ochrogaster (prairie vole), 3762 nucleotides long. RefSeq names its product potassium channel tetramerization domain containing 16 (gene Kctd16). Gene Ontology annotation, molecular function: protein binding. Gene Ontology annotation, biological process: protein homooligomerization; regulation of G protein-coupled receptor signaling pathway. NCBI's taxonomy places the organism in Eukaryota, Metazoa, Chordata, Mammalia, Rodentia, Cricetidae. Gene Ontology annotation, cellular component: presynaptic membrane; postsynaptic membrane; signaling receptor complex. The record is from RefSeq and is a predicted model, not a curated record.
GCGCCAGCAGCCAGCAUCUCCCGUCUAGUGCCCACCGCGGGCGCCACGUCCCCGUCAGCGCUGGCAACCUGUCACCGCCGAGGACGUGACUCCGAGCUGCCUCCGCUCUCUCCAAGCCCUAUUCCUUUAAGAUGAUGUAAUAGUCAUUUCCCUGGAUGGUUCUUUGCCUGCACUGCUCACACAACAGCAUCCGAACUGCUCCUGGCACCGUGGGACCUUCCUGCUCUGGAGCCCGAGCCCCGCAGGCAUCUCCCAGCCGACCCGGCUCCUUCUUGCUCCUACCUGACGGGGAUAUGGGUGUCCCUUUGCCCUUGCCGGCAGGUGGGGUGGCUGCUGAGACCCUGGCCGGGCUCUUCUGUCUGUCUUUCUGCCUCCGGGCUCUUUGAACGCCUUUAAGUCCAGGUACCUCUUGUAACUCUCCCAGGUGUAAAGGAUCUGUUUCUAAAGGUUUGGAUCUUGGUUUUCCUUUCUUUUUUUUUCCCCUGCCGAAGCUUUGGUUGAAUAUUUUUUUUCUUUGCUUCACUUCUUCGACUCAGCCUUCUCACGGCUCAACUUUUUUUUCCCCCGAUCCCUUUUAACUAGAGAUUUGGGAGUGAAUACGUACACACAUACAUAUACACAAACGCACAUCUACGAGCGCGUAAGUGCGGAAUCGUUUAUUUCCCGAGAGCACAUCUCUCUGGCACUUUUCUUUGAUACCUCUGUCCUCUACCUGUUUGGGAUUUGACGAGAGAUCCAGACCCAGUGUGGCUGUGGUUUCCGAUUGCUCUGGAAAAGGCUAUUUCUUCGCAAGAACUGCCUCCAGCACUCGCUAAGCCAGACUGAGUACCUGGGCACUUGGCCUUCCUGCCUUCCCAUCCUAAUGGAAGAGCGAAUGUAGCCAAGCUGACCAUUACCUUCUGUGAAGCUCACUACCAGACACCUUUAAACUUUCUGUCCAGCAUUGCUUCACCUGUGGACUGUUCUAAAAUUUGCCUUGUUGGGGGGAAUAACGAGCAAAACCGGGGCUAGAGGAGGUCAUUUUUGAGCAAGUUAGCACCUUUUCCCUCUCUUACAACUGGAUGCAAAGCCUAAGGCUGUAACUGGCUUGGAUUGCGCCUUUAAGUCCGGGAAGCUGCAGAAGAAAGGGACAAUGGCUCUGAGUGGGAACUGUAAUCGUUACUAUCCUCGGGAUCAAGGGGCUGUGGUUCCCAACUCCUUCCCCGAAGUCAUAGAGCUGAACGUUGGGGGCCAGGUUUACUUCACCCGCCAUUCCACAUUAAUAAGCAUCCCCCAUUCCCUCUUGUGGAAAAUGUUUUCCCCAAAGAGAGACAACGCUAACGAUCUAGCCAAGGAUUCCAAGGGAAGGUUUUUCAUCGACAGAGAUGGCUUCCUGUUCCGUUAUAUUCUGGACUAUCUCAGGGACAGGCAGGUCGUCCUGCCUGACCACUUUCCAGAAAGGGGAAGGUUGAAAAGAGAGGCUGAAUAUUUCCAGCUACCCGACCUGGUCAAGCUCCUGGCCCCCGAGGAAGUCAAGCAAAGCCCAGAUGAGUUCUGCCACAGCGAUUUUGAGGAUGGCUCCCAAGGAAGCGACACAAGAAUCUGCCCCCCCUCUUCGCUGCUCCCUCAUGACCGCAAGUGGGGUUUUAUUACUGUGGGUUACAGGGGAUCCUGUACCUUGGGCAGAGAGGGGCAAGCAGAUGCCAAGUUUCGAAGAGUUCCCCGGAUUUUAGUUUGCGGAAGGAUUUCAUUGGCAAAGGAAGUCUUUGGAGAAACUCUGAAUGAAAGCAGAGACCCAGACCGAGCCCCGGAAAGAUACACCUCCAGAUUUUAUCUCAAGUUCAAACAUCUGGAAAGAGCUUUUGAUAUGUUGUCAGAGUGUGGAUUCCACAUGGUGGCCUGUAACUCCUCGGUGACAGCGUCUUUUGUCAACCAAUAUACAGAGGACAAGAUCUGGUCGAGCUAUACCGAAUACGUCUUCUAUCGUGAGCCUUCCAGGUGGUCCUCCUCUCAUUGUGAUUGCUGCUGCAAGAAUGGUAAGGGAGACAAAGGGGAGAGCGGCACCUCCUGCAAUGACCUCUCCACUUCCAGCUGCGACAGCCAGUCAGAGGCCAGCUCUCCCCAGGAGACAGUGAUCUGCGGUCCUGUAACGCGCCAGAGCAACAUCCAGACCCUGGACAGGCCCAUUAAGAAGGGCCCCGUGCAGCUGAUCCAGCAGUCAGAGAUGAGGCGGAAAAGUGACCUGCUCAGGACUCUGACGUCAGGCUCCAGGGAGUCGAACAUAAGCAGCAAAAAGAAAGCUGCGAAGGAAAAGCUCUCCAUCGAAGAAGAGCUGGAGAAGUGCAUCCAGGAUUUCCUGAAGAUAAAGAUUCCAGAUCGCUUCCCUGAGAGAAAACAUCCUUGGCAGUCUGAACUUUUACGGAAGUAUCAUCUAUAGGGGAGGGCUGGGGGUAGUCGCCACUCUGAAAUAAACCUCCCCAAAGGAGCACAUAUGUUAAAGGAAAAGUAUCAACUAACGAUCCACAUUUGUUAGAACACAAUAGUCCGUUGAUGUACUACUGCCUACUUUAACUAGCUCACCUUAAUGUGUAAAUCCACAGGGUAGAUUCCUUUUCAGACGUGGAACCAGAAGAGAGCUCCUGUGUUGUCCUUGGUCUUUUAUUAACUUGAUCCCAUGUGCUGGGAAUCUUCCCUACAGUGAAAGCUGUAGCUGAGUAGCUCACAGGCUUUGGGGCUCAUGUAUCCCAAACUGGAUUUUUUAUGUUUGUUUUCCUCUCAUAUUCUGCCUCCUUCCUUUGGCCAAGGAUGGGGAAAGAGUCAAGAUUUUUAUUAUUUUUUUCUUCGCUUUUGUUUAUGGGGUGAAGGGAGAAUGGUGGAUUUGUGUGAUUUUUCACUUAGAUCUCCACGUGCCAGUUUCUAUUGACUCCGUAUGCAUGAGCACUUGUGCACCACAAGCACAAUCUAUGUCUGUAUAUACGCACAAUGGAUGCACAAGACCCAGGGCCUGGACAGCCAAGGACUGACAUCCUGCUUCCAGCUGCCCCCACAAGAGCAUUCAGACAAAGGAACCUCUGCCUCUUCAUUAAGACCCUCCUGGGUAGAUUUCCCAGCCUCCCUUCACAAUGCUUUCUAACACUGAAUAGCCUGCCCCCAUCCUCAAUAAAUUCUCUUUCUUAUUUUGAAAUACAUACCCCCAGGCUCCUUUGCACUGCUGUGCUCUUUCCCUACGUUAGGAGACAGUGGGAUGAGCUAGUGGAACACUGUGUGUGUUUAACCAACAGGCAGAUGUUCACAUCCACAAACAUAGCUUUGAGAUGCCCUGCGCUCAGCCUUCUCCAUUCUUAAUUUACAAUCCCCAUUCUCCACCUGACUCGGAGUUCUAACUUGCCCACAUGUUAUUGAUGAGGCCUUUUGUUCAGGCAAGUUCUUUGCAUCCCUAUGAGUUGUGAAGCUAGGAACAACACCCAAUAAUUAAAGAUGCAUCCAGCCUUCGGUUUGCUUGCUUUAGAGGAUCUGUAUCCCCACAUGCUUCUUAAGUUCUCAUAUGAACUUUAAACUACCCCUGUACAUUAUUGCUUGCUUGUAGACAGGCUUGGUUGCCUUUGGGAUGCUAGGGUUUGGCUGUGGCCACACUAUGGUUUAGUCGUACCAUUUCUGUAAUGUCUGUAAGAACCCACGUGGGUGGCUGGAACACAAAAGUUAUGAAUUUGACUUUUUAAGCUUUUUAAAAAUAUAUAUUCCUGACCUGUAUAGAUACAGUCCAAAAGAAAUUGUUAACAAUGU